AUGAACCUCUCCGCCUUCCCCCACCUCGCCCCCACCGAAUUCACCACCGCCUGCAUCGCCCUGCACGCCUCCCUCCCCGCCUCCACCUGCACACUCACCCACCACCCCACCACCACCCUAACCUUCCACCGCCCACUCCCCGCCCACCCCUCUCGCCCCACCACCCCCACCACUCCCACCACCACCCCGUCCACCCCCACCUCCACCGGCUGCUUCGAGCCCCCCGACCCCGAAUCCCUCCCCCCCCACCACCACCACCCACCGCCGCCCCCGCCCCCACAAUCACCUACCAGCUGCAACACUCCCCCGCCUACAACGUCCCCAUCCUCUACUUCCAGCCACACACGCCCACGCCGCUCUCCCUCGCCGACAUCUACGACCGCAUCGUCCCCACGUCCUCCGCCGAGGCGCUGCGCCGCGUCGGCGUGCUCGGCGCGGUCUCGCAGGCGGAUAAUCCUGCUGCUGGGGGAGAGGUGUGGUGGUUUGUGCAUCCGUGUAGCACGGCGGAGGCGAUGGGGGAGCUGA
This is a messenger RNA of Morchella importuna, 525 nucleotides long. RefSeq lists its product as uncharacterized. The coding region runs from base 1 to 525 and encodes 174 amino acids. The transcript has a single exon. The record is from RefSeq and is a predicted model, not a curated record. NCBI's taxonomy places the organism in Eukaryota, Fungi, Ascomycota, Pezizomycetes, Pezizales, Morchellaceae.